AUGUCACAAAUAUCUCAAUCUUCAACUAGUGCUGGUCAUGGCACUAGUAAUGAAUUUGAUACGAGGAUUAUUGGUGAUUUUAAAAUUGGUGCUGAAAUAGGUAGAGGUAGUUUUGCAAAUGUUUAUAAAGGUGUUAACUUAACAAAUCAUAAACCUGUUGCUAUAAAAUCCAUCAUUAAGACAAAAUUAAAGAAUAAAAAAUUAAUGGAGAAUUUAGAAAUUGAAAUAUCUAUAUUAAAAGAUUUAAAACAUCCUCAUAUUGUGGAAUUAUUAGAUUUUAAAAGAACAAAUACUCAUUUCCAUUUAAUGAUGGAAUAUUGUUCAUUGGGGGAUUUAUCAUUUUUCAUAAAAAAAAAGAAUGAUUUAAUUAAAAAACAUCCAUUAGUUAAAACAAUGUUUAAUAAAUAUCCUUCACCUUCAGAAAAUCAUAAUGGUUUAAAUAAAAUAUUGGUUCUGAAUUAUUUAAAACAAUUAUCUUCUGCUUUACAAUUCUUAAGAAGUAAAAAUUUAGUUCAUAGAGAUAUAAAACCACAAAAUUUAUUAUUAUCUCCACCAAUUUUCCAACAAGAAAAAUUUGAUAAUGAAGGUUUUGUUGGAUUAAAUGAUUUACCAAUCUUAAGAAUUGCUGAUUUUGGUUUUGCAAGAUUUUUACCAAAUACAAGUUUAGCUGAAACUUUAUGUGGAUCUCCUUUAUAUAUGGCACCAGAAAUUUUAAAUUAUCAAAAAUAUAAUGCAAAAGCUGAUUUAUGGUCUGUUGGUGCUGUUUUAUAUGAAAUGUCAGUGGGGAAACCUCCUUUUAAAGCUUCAAAUCAUUUAGAAUUAUUUAAUAAAAUUAAAAAAUCAAAAGAUAAUAUAAAUUUCCCUGAUUAUGCUGAAGCUUAUUUAGAUCCACAAAUUAAAAGAUUAAUUUGUUCUUUAUUAAAAUUUGAACCAACUGAAAGAAUGGGAUUUAAUGAAUUUUUCCAAGAUGAAAUUGUUAAUUAUGAUUUAAAUUCUUUAAAUGAUGAUUCAGUUAAUAAAAGUAUUAAUUUAGAACCUUCUCAAGUUGAUGAAAAUUUAUUUAUUUCAGAAUAUAUUGGUAAAGGUGCAAUUAUAAAUAAUAAUACUGGUAAUGAUAUUCCAGAAGUUGAAAUUCCUGAUACAAUUAAUGAAGAAAGAUCAUUCAACCAAGUGAAGAAAACUCCAACUCCAUCAUUACCACCAGCACCACAAAUUAAACAAAUUUCUCAACGUGAUAUUCAACCAAUAACUCAACAAGCUGUUUCAAAUCUACAACGUCAACCUUCACAAUCAUCACAAGGUUCAUCACAACAACAGCAACAACAAGUAUCACAACAAAAACCAAAUUUCAGAUUUAAUAAUAAAGGUCAAUCUUCAGAUACUUAUGUCGAAAAAGAAUAUGUUGUUGUGGAAAAAACUGCAGUCGAAGUCAAUGCAUUAGCUGAUGAAUUAGCAAAUGCAGGUACUGGUGUUGGAGCAAUUGCAUUACCAAAAAAUUACUAUACACAAAAUCGUCGUCGUUCAUCAAGAACUUCAUCUGGUGGUUCAAAUUCAGGUCCUAGUGGUAGACGUCCUUCUUUUAAUGAUAGAAGAGUUUCAAUUUCAAUAUCACCAACUAAUGCUUUAUCAAAAGCAUUGGGUUUAGCUUCAACAAGAUUGUUUGGAAAUACAGCUGGUAGUAAUUAUAACAAUAAUUCAAAUAAUCAUACAUUAUCUGUUUUGAAUAAUUCAAAUAAUUCAUUUACAAAUAAUAUUAUUUUAAAUUCUGCAAAUCCAAUAUUAAAUUAUAAUUCAUAUAAAGUGAAUCUUAAUAAUGAAACAAAUGAAUCAUCAUCAUCAUCAAAUAAUAUUACAUUACAAUUGGAGUCAUUAGCAACCAAAGCUCAUGUUAUAAAUUUAUUUGCAGAAGUUAAAUUCAGUCAACUAAUUCCAUCACCACCAUCAUCAAAUUCAUUUGCCGUGGAAGAUGAAGAUGAUUUAACAACAAAUGAUGAAAUUAAUAAUUUACCACCAGAUGUUAUUAAAAAUUUAGCAGAUGAAGCAGUUUUAUUAUAUGUUAAAACUUUAUCAUUAUUAGCAAAAGCUAUGAAUAUAGCAAGUGAAUGGUGGCAUAAUAGUGAUAAUAAACCUGAUCAAAGAUUAAAUGAAAUUGUUCAAUGGGUUAGAGAUCGUUUUAAUGAAGUUUUAGAAAAAGCUGAAUUUGUUAAAUUAAAAUUAUUUGAUGCAAAUAAAAAAUUAAUUAAACAAAAUGAUGAACAAAUUGACUAUUUUACUUCAGCAAGUACUACAAAUGAAGAUAAAAUAUUUGCAGAAAGAUUAAUUUAUGAUCGUGCUUUAGAAAUUGCUAAAAAUACAGCAAAAUCAGAAAUGAUGGGUAAUGAUUUAUUAGGAUGUGAAUUAGCAUAUUCAACAUCAAUAUGGAUGUUGGAAGCUUUAUUAGAUCAAGAUAAUGAUGUUGAAAAAUUAGAAGAUGGUGAUAAAGAAAUGGUUGAAAAAUAUAUUGAAAGUAUUUCAAAUAGAUUAAAUUCUUUGAAGAAAAAAUUGGAGAAUCAAAAAUAG
Messenger RNA from Hansenula ciferrii, 2559 nucleotides. It is a transcript of the gene ATG1, whose product is annotated as serine/threonine protein kinase ATG1. Bases 1 to 2559 code for a protein of 852 amino acids. The transcript has a single exon. Gene Ontology annotation, biological process: peptidyl-serine phosphorylation; autophagosome organization; protein autophosphorylation. Gene Ontology annotation, molecular function: ATP binding; protein serine/threonine kinase activity. Gene Ontology annotation, cellular component: cytoplasm; autophagosome. The record is from RefSeq and is a predicted model, not a curated record. Lineage: Eukaryota; Fungi; Ascomycota; Saccharomycetes; Phaffomycetales; Wickerhamomycetaceae.